GCGGCACUUAAUUUGUCGGGACUCAGCGUAGAUCUAGCUAGACGGGCAUGCAGUAAAAUCUAUUUUAGUCUGUCGGCUGCCGAGGAAGUGGUUAAGACAAAAUACACGAGAUCUAGACCUACCUAUGUUCGACGAAAAGGAGAGCAUAAGCGGCACGCAGCAGCUCAAGUCUUCUGUCCAGAAAGGCAUCAGGGCUCGCCUGCUGGAGUUGUAUCCGCACCUCGAGCAAUACAUCGACCAGGUGCUGCCCAAGAAGGACACCUUCAGGAUUGUCAAAUGCCACGACCACAUCGAGAUAAUGGUGAACAGCGCCGGCGAGCUGCUCUUCUUCAGGCACCGCGAGGGACCCUGGAUGCCGACCUUGAGACUGCUGCAUAAAUACCCAGUCUUCCUACCAAUGCAGCAAGUCGACAAAGGCGCCAUCCGCUUCGUCCUAUCCGGCGCAAACAUCAUGUGCCCCGGCCUAACUUCGCCCGGCGCCCGAAUGUCGCCUGUCGAAAAAGGGCAGGUUGUCGCUGUAAUGGCUGAGGGGAAGCAACACGCAUUGGCUAUUGGGAUGACUUCUCUUUCUACUGAUGAUAUAGCCAAGGUGAACAAGGGCGUGGGCAUAGAAAACUGCCACUACCUCAACGACGGCCUCUGGCAAAUGAAACCUGUGAAGUAGAUCGUGCGCACAAAAUCAUCAGUACUGUAUCUAAUAUCGUUUUAAGUUUUUUAAUAAAUACUUCUUAGCUUA
Messenger RNA from Leguminivora glycinivorella, 736 nucleotides. It is a transcript of the gene MCTS1, whose product is annotated as malignant T-cell-amplified sequence 1 homolog. Lineage: Eukaryota; Metazoa; Arthropoda; Insecta; Lepidoptera; Tortricidae. The transcript is spliced from 5 exons. Gene Ontology annotation, biological process: formation of translation preinitiation complex. Gene Ontology annotation, molecular function: RNA binding. The coding region runs from base 125 to 664 and encodes 179 amino acids. The record is from RefSeq and is a predicted model, not a curated record.